AUGGAAUCACCAGUAAAGCUGCUAGGGACUGCGGCGCAGGUGACUACGCUGAUACUGAAGACUCGGCCCGAGUUUUUUGAACGCAGUGCGCCUCAAGUAUUGCUCGCGGCUCGUACAGCGCUUGAGCGUCGUCUGCACGAGCUACAGGCAGUCGAAGACAGCGAUGAGGUGCGCUGGCAGCCGACGUACCAUAUGUGCGUGACGGUCACCGCUUUCAGCGACCAUCUUGCUGGUCCAUACGAAGCGUGGUUGGAAGAAGACAAGCCAACGACGAGCUUUUUGGAUGCCGUAGUGCUACCGCUGCUACAGUACCCCCACGCAUGGGUGCGUCUUGGUGCCGCCCGGCUACUAACGUCGUACUUGCGUCGCCGCCUAGCAAGUACGCUUGCGUAUGCAGCCCCGGUAAAACGUCUGCCGAGGGACGUCGUCGAGCGCUUGUGCAAUGGUGCAGCCUACCUGCAGCGCCCUGGUCGUCUGUUUGCUUGGGCCAGUGCGUUUUGCAAGUUGCUGGAAGCCCCGACACUGAGUGAUGAAGUGGCAAGCGAAGUGCUCAUAGCACUACCGUUCUUGUGUGAAGCACUUGAGACCACUGACAUUCCACAGGACGUGACUGCUGCAGUAGCUGCUGACACGGGUGUGACCGAGGAGGAAGAUGCAGACCCAACUGUCGAACCUGAAGGAGAGGGCGAGGGCGUCAAGUCAGACGACAGCGCUGCAAGCAAAGCGAAUGAAGGCGACGACGACGAGGAGUUGCAGCGUCGGGAAGCGCAAGAAAAGCACGAUGAGCAAAUGAAGGCCCGUACGCCGAUGGGCUGGUUGCUCACUCGACUGUCGUACAUGGCUCGUGGCUCGCACUGCAGCAACGAAGUGCAAGUUGUCGUGUACAAGGUGUUUGCAGCACUGCUGCACCGCCACGACGCUGCGUUCGCCAAAAAGUACGUGGUGCAACUCAUUAACCCGCUGUUCCGCUCAACGAGCAGGCUGGAAGAGCUCCAGAUCCAACGAGAGCAAGAAUUACUUCAGCUGCAGCGGACUCGCUACAAGGGUCGAGCAAGUGGUGCAUCGCUGGCGUCUACGACCCCUUCAGAGAGCGCACUGCUGGCACAAGAGGUACUGCAGCUGUUGGAGCAAAAGCUAGGAGCGGCGCCAUUCUUGGAGGCGUACGCGUUUGUGCAGCGGAAACUGGCCGCCCGUCGCGUUGCACGCAAACUUGAGCGUCGAGCCGAAGCCGUGUCCGACCCUUGUCACGCUGCUCAGCGACGCAUGCAGAAGAACGAGCAGAAACGGCGUUCAAAGCAACUGCGCAAGCGCAAACACGCGGUACUGAAAGGGUCGACGUCAGCAGCCGUGCGCCCGACAAAGGUGCUUCGUCCUGGUGCCGAGUAG
Messenger RNA from Hyaloperonospora brassicae, 1386 nucleotides. The record is from the annotation of a GenBank genome assembly. NCBI's taxonomy places the organism in Eukaryota, Oomycota, Peronosporomycetes, Peronosporales, Peronosporaceae.